CCUUUAUUCGAGUUGGACGUUUAUUGAAAGACAAGUAUAUAUUAUUAUAUAAAUAAUUUCAAAAAUUCAGUUUCUCAGAUCCCGAUUCCUUUCUCUUGAUCAUCAUCAUCAUCUUCUUCCACCAAAUUAAUGGAUAAAUACAAUACUUUAUCAGAUUUUCUCAAGGAGUUCUACAUCCCUACGUACGUCCUGUCGCCGGAGGAGGAGGAGGAGGAGGCUGUUCCUCCACCUGCGAGCCCCGUCCUUGUCUUCAUCAACUCCAAAAGCGGUGGUCAGUUGGGUGGCGAACUCAUUCUCACCUACCGAUCUCUUCUCAAUCACAAUCAGGUCUUUGAUCUCGACCAAGAGACUCCCGAUAAAGUGCUCCGCAGAAUCUAUCUUAACCUCGAGAGGCUCAAAGAUGACGAUUUCGCUCGUCAGAUUCGGGAGAAAUUAAAAAUCAUUGUUGCAGGAGGUGAUGGCACUGCUGGGUGGCUCCUUGGAGUUGUGUGUGACCUUAAAUUAUCACAUCCUCCUCCAAUUGCCACUGUACCUUUGGGUACAGGAAAUAACCUUCCCUUUGCUUUUGGAUGGGGAAAGAAAAAUCCAGGAACAGAUAGGACUGCAGUGGAGUUGUUUUUGGAUCAAGUGUUGAAGGCAAAAGAGAUGAAGAUUGACAAUUGGCACAUACUUAUGAGGAUGAAAACUCCUAAAGAAGGUGGUUCUUGUGAUCCUGUUGCUCCUCUUGAAUUACCACAUUCUCUACAUGCAUUUCACCGUGUUUCUCCAACAGAUGAACUAAACAAGGAAGGCUGCCACACAUUUCGAGGGGGGUUCUGGAAUUACUUUAGCCUCGGAAUGGAUGCUCAGAUUUCUUAUGCGUUUCAUUCUGAGAGGAAGCUUCACCCUGAAAAAUUUAAGAAUCAGCUGGUUAAUCAGAGUACGUAUGUAAAGCUUGGCUGCACGCAAGGAUGGUUUUGUGCCUCUCUUUUCCACCCUGCUUCACGGAAUAUAGCUCAGCUUGCCAAGGUUAAGAUUGCAACUAGAAAUGGCCAGUGGCACGACCUCCACAUACCUCAUAGCAUCAGGUCCAUUGUAUGUCUGAAUCUGCCUAGCUUUUCUGGAGGUUUAAAUCCUUGGGGCACACCAAAUCCCAGGAAACAACGCGAUAGAGGCUUGACUCCCCCGUUUGUAGAUGAUGGCCUCAUUGAGGUUGUUGGGUUUAGAAAUGCUUGGCAUGGUCUUGUUCUGCUCGCUCCAAAUGGACAUGGGACACGACUUGCCCAGGCAAAUCGCAUUCGCUUCGAAUUUCACAAAGGUGCAACUGACCAUACAUUCAUGAGGAUGGAUGGGGAGCCCUGGAAACAGCCACUGCCACUGGAUGAUGAAACUGUGAUGGUAGAGAUUUCACAUCUUGGCCAAGUGAACAUGCUUGCAACUCAUGACUGUCGGUCCAGAAGCAUGUUUGACCCUUCAACACCACGCCAUUAUGAUGCUGCAGAAGAGUAUGAUGAUAAUGAAGACGAAUCAAUGGCUGAAGGCGAGGAAUUUAGAAAGUUUGGUGCUGCGGAUACCUUCAAGAUUCCUGAUGAGGUUGAUAUUUCUCAACUUAGUUAGACAAUUAACCAUUUUCAUUGUUGAUUCUAUGCAUUCUUCCUCCGGUCUCUGAAUUUUUUUUAUUGCCACUUUCAUAAAGAACAAGCUAGCAGCAACUGGUAUAGAUUGGUACCCGUCUUUAUUCUUUUCUUUUUUUUUUGGUCGUUCACGCUCAAUGGCUGAGAUUAUGUAUCUGGAUUUAUAGCAACGCGAUUUCUCCCUUCUAUUUCAA
Arabidopsis lyrata subsp. lyrata is the source of this 1807-nucleotide messenger RNA. RefSeq names its product diacylglycerol kinase 5. Lineage: Eukaryota; Viridiplantae; Streptophyta; Magnoliopsida; Brassicales; Brassicaceae. The transcript has 11 exons. Gene Ontology annotation, molecular function: ATP-dependent diacylglycerol kinase activity. Bases 130 to 1596 code for a protein of 488 amino acids. The record is from RefSeq and is a predicted model, not a curated record.